GGAUCUUUUCGCUUACGUAAUAAUUCAGAUGAAGGUUAUAAACCUCCUUCACAAUCCAGUAGUGAGACCUUACGAGAUGAAGAUUAUAAACCUUCUUCACAAUCCAGUAGUGAAACUCGGCAAGAAAUAAUUAGACCUCCCUUAAGACCCAAUUAUAAUGAACUAAUUCUAAAACCACAAGAAAUCGUGAGACCUCCCUUCCAAGCAGAAAUAGAUAAUAUCGAAGUAGAAGUUGUCAUGCCCGCUUUGAAACUUUCGACCACCACCGCAGACACGCCAAAUCUUGAUGAUCGUAACAUUGUAACUGAAUGUGAAUUCAAUAAUAUCAAAGUAGAAGUUUUUAUACCCGCUUUGAAACCUUCGACCAAAACCAGAUAUGCGCCAAAUCUUGAUGAUCGUAAAAGAACCACAUACGCGCCAAAUCUUGAUGAUCGUAAAAGAACCACAUACGCGCCAAAUCUUGAUGAUCGUAAAAGAACCACAUCAACUAGUGGGAUUGGUGGGCAAAAACGUAAUAGAUGGACUGAUCCAGAGCUAAGAUGUCUUAAACGUGGAAUGAAAGAGUAUGGAACAAAGUGGGAGGAAAUUUUGAAACAUUACGGGAAACCAGAUGGACCAUUAAAAAUGCGAACGGCAGUGAACUUGAAAGACAAAGCUCGGAAUGAGAAAAUAAGAAGAAUAAGGGAAGAUAUAGAGUUGGAUAUUUUUGAACUAGCAACCAUUUAG
Molecule: messenger RNA, 726 nt
Organism: Dentiscutata erythropus
Lineage: Eukaryota; Fungi; Glomeromycota; Glomeromycetes; Diversisporales; Gigasporaceae
Source: the annotation of a GenBank genome assembly